ACAAAUCUGCCAAAUAUGCGUCAAAAAUCACGGCUUCAAAAUUAAACAUCUCAGUUUUAUCAAAAUUUCAGUUUUAAUAUAUUUAUGUCACAAAUACCCAUGGUUUUAGUUUAAGUACUGGUUUACGGGGUUGCUGGUAAAUUUUAAGUAGAAAUGGCAGCUUUGGAUUUAGUGAGCAUCGCGCAACCCCACUACAUCCCAGGAUACACAGGGCACUGUCCAGAAUACAAGUAUCGCAUCGGCGACACCUAUGGCUCCACCACGCACAAAAUCCUUCUGGACCCGAACGUGCAGCACUCGGAGAGGCUCGUGUUAUCCGACAGGACAGCUGAUGAUUUUCAAGUAUUCCGGCCAGCACAGACUGACGUGGAUAUCGUCAACGCGAGGUUUCGAAAUGGUGAUCCGGUGUAUAAGCAUCCCAUGAUACCAGGUUACGAAGGCUUUCUACCUCGGUUAAAUGCGCAUUUCGGCCAACGUUACACCGUGCUCGCGACGGAGGCACUCUCCGAGUUCCAAAGGCAGCAGCUCAACUCACGCGCGGCGGCGAACCAACUUGAAAGAGUCCUAGACCUACAGGCAGGCAAAGGCCAACCCUGGAACCUAGUCGACAGAUUCUCGGCGACGGCUGAAUUCAAACUGCCUUUGGUGGCAGUCAGGCCAGAAUGUGCUGGUAUACUACGGAAUUUACCUAUGGAUGAAGCAAAAUUAUCACCAGCAUCGCACUCAAUCAGUCCCUAUUUCAUGGAAGAUGGACCAGAGAAAUUUAUUAAGAAAGGUUUCACGGGUCAUGUACCGUACGGAUUCCAGCGAUUUGGCGAGAGCUCAAAGAAACUAACUAACUCUGCACUCUGUGACUUUUCGUCUAACUACAGGCGAAGGCAGAGUACCGAAUGGGCGCCUGUAAAUGUUGUCAAACCUGACCCGCCCCUCUCCAUCAACCCCACCGAGAUCUAUCACAAGCACGUCGGCAUGAUACCGAACUACGCGGGGCAUGUGCCUGGGUGCCUGUUCAGAUUUGGCAAGACGUACGGGAAUGAUACCCGCGACGCGAAACGCUGGCUCCGCGGCGAUUUCCAAUCUUGAUUGUGAAGCUUAGGCGAAAGGAUUAAAGACGAAAAUUGAAUGUACUAGUUUUUGAAACUAAAUUAAAUAAUGUAAAAGUUUUUAA
This is a messenger RNA of Cydia fagiglandana, 1168 nucleotides long. RefSeq names its product CIMIP2 protein CG18335-like. The record is from RefSeq and is a predicted model, not a curated record. The transcript is spliced from 8 exons. NCBI's taxonomy places the organism in Eukaryota, Metazoa, Arthropoda, Insecta, Lepidoptera, Tortricidae. The coding region runs from base 154 to 1083 and encodes 309 amino acids.